CCAAACCCUAUCAUAUUAUAAUUCGCCAUAACAAAAACUCUAGAGGUUAAGAGUAAUAAAUAUAGCUACAAAAGUCUAAAACCCUCUUUUGGUUACCCAUUUUCCUCUACUACUGCUACAACUUUGUACCAUUAAAAAGGCCUUCGCAAUUCACAUACCCCCUCUCCCCUAUAACUUGCUCUACACUCGAAGGGAAAAAAAAAAAAUCACACACCAAAAUCCAUCAUUUUUUUGUUUCUUAAAGAAACAUACCACAACACCAUAAAUUCCUUUGUUUAUAUUUCUUCAUCGCUAUACUAACGUAAACCAUUAAAAAAAAAUAUGUCUCCAAAAUAUUGGCUGCUUUCUUGCAUUGCUUUAAUUUCUUCAUUUUACUUUGCUUAUGCUGAAGAUCCUUACAAGUACUUCGACUGGCAUGUCAACUAUGGCCAUGUUUAUCCCCUUGGCGUUCAACAACGGGGAAUACUUAUCAACAACCAGUUUCCUGGUCCAGAUAUAAUUUCUGUCACAAAUGAUAAUCUUAUCAUUAACGUCCAUAAUCACUUGGAUGAGCCCUUUCUCAUUAGCUGGGAUGGGAUUCAACAGAGAAAGAAUUCAUUUGAAGAUGGGGUGUAUGGAACCACUUGUCCAAUUCCUCCGGGACAAAAUUUUACCUACAAACUACAAGUGAAGGAUCAAAUUGGGUCCUUCUUUUACUUCCCUUCUACAGCCUUUCACAAGGCCGCUGGUGGAUUUGGAGGAAUUAGAGUCCUUAGCAGGCCUCGUAUUCCUGUCCCAUUUCCUCCUCCUACUGACGAUUAUACCCUUCUAAUUGGUGAUUGGUACAAAAAGGAUCACACGAAAUUGAAGGCAAUUUUGGACCAUGGAAAGAAGCUUCCCUUCACUGAUGGGAUUCACAUCAAUGGGCGACGAGCGAAUAACGCAAUUUUCGCAGUUGAAAAGGGCAAAACAUAUAGAUUUAGAAUAUCAAAUGUUGGACUUCAAGACACACUCAACAUUCGAUUUCAAGGCCAUAAGAUGAAACUAGUAGAAGUUGAAGGGACCCACACCAUGCAGCAAGAGUAUUCAUCAUUGGAUAUCCACGUAGGUCAAUCUUACUCUGUCUUAAUCACAGCGGAUCAAGAAGUCAAAGACUACUACAUUGCAGUGUCAACUAGAUUCCAAAAUGUAAUCCAUACAACCACCGGAGUCCUCCACUAUCAGGGCUCCAACCGACCGGUUUCCGGCCCUCCUCCUGGUGGGCCAACCACCGAGAUCGGCUGGUCUAUUGAACAAGCACGUACAAUAAGGACUAAUCUAACAGCAAGUGGACCAAGGCCAAACCCACAAGGAUCCUACCACUAUGGAGAAAUCCCACUGGAUAGAACAAUCAAGCUAGUGAGCUCUGCAGCUCAAGUGAAUGGAAAACAAAGAUAUGCUGUGAAUAGUGUUUCUUUCAUUCCGGCAGAUACUCCUCUUAAGUUAGCUGAUUACUUCAACAUUCAUGGUGUAUUUCAAGUCAACAGCAUUCCUGAUCACCCAACAGGUAAAAGUAUGUACCUUGACACAGGAGUGUUGGGUGCUGAUUACAGGACAUUUGUAGAGAUUGUGUUUGAGAACAAAGAGAACAUUGUUCAAAGUUUGCACCUUGAUGGCUACAACUUCUUUGUUGUUGGAAUGGAUGGCGGAAAAUGGUCACCGGACAAGCGGAAACAGUACAACCUACAUGACGCGAUUGCGCGUUGCACUGUGCAGGUAUAUCCAAAAGCAUGGACCGCAGUGUAUGUGGCGUUGGAUAAUGUUGGAAUGUGGAAUGUAAGGACUCAAUAUUGGGCACGUCAAUACUUGGGACAACAAUUUUACUUGAGAGUUUAUACGCCUUCACGUUCACCUAGGGAUGAAUAUCCAAUCCCUGAUAAUGCCCUUCUAUGUGGCAAGGCUCUUAAAACAAGGUGAUCUUUUAUAGUUACCAAAAUUACUAUGUAAUCUAUAAUGGAAAUCUACCUAUUUAUAUGAGGGGAGGGACUUAAUUAUUAUGAUGUAUGUACCAAAAAAAAAAAAAAAAAAAAAGGUGUGAUUUGUGUGAUCCCUUCUUGGGAUCUUUGAUUCUUUGUAGUGACUUGAAAUUUUAAUCUGCUUAAUUUGGCAAACAACUUGAAUGCCAGCUUAAUGAAUAUCUUACUCUGUUUAACUUGUUCAUCUA
Beta vulgaris subsp. vulgaris (sugar beet) is the source of this 2182-nucleotide messenger RNA. Its product is annotated as L-ascorbate oxidase homolog. The record is from RefSeq and is a predicted model, not a curated record. Bases 322 to 1935 code for a protein of 537 amino acids. Gene Ontology annotation, molecular function: copper ion binding; oxidoreductase activity. The transcript has 8 exons. Lineage: Eukaryota; Viridiplantae; Streptophyta; Magnoliopsida; Caryophyllales; Amaranthaceae.